Messenger RNA from Peniophora sp. CBMAI 1063, 624 nucleotides. The record is from the annotation of a GenBank genome assembly. NCBI's taxonomy places the organism in Eukaryota, Fungi, Basidiomycota, Agaricomycetes, Russulales, Peniophoraceae.
AUGGAGGACGAAGCUAUACCUUUACCGUUCCGUGCACGGUUGCAGGGUUACUUCCGUAGCGGAUAUGACCGCGGACAUGCGGUGCCCGCCGCGGACGCGGAGAAUUCGCAAUCGGCGAUGGACGAGACGUUCCUUCUGUCGAACAUUGCACCACAAGUCGGCGCAGGGCCCAACCGUUAUUGCUGGUGCCGCCGUCUGACCGGCAACUUCUCCGACGUCUCCGUGUUCGCGGUCCCAUUACGCCUUCCCCACCGUGACCCCGACGGAAAGAACAGAGUCACGUACGAAGUCAUCGGCAGCCCGCCGAACAUCAGCGCACCGACACACUUCGCGAAGGUCGUUCUCCCCUCGCAACCGUCCUCGCCGUCUACACCACACCUCCAGGAGAUCUCAACGGGCGCAUUUGUAUUGCCCAAGUCUCGAAGUCCCAUGCUGGGCGGCGGCUGGGAACAGCUCGCGCCAGCGCAAUGUGCCAGGAGCAUUUCGGCGCAGAUAACGUCGGUCAGGGUUAUCCCAAGCCCCCUCCCAAUCGCUCUCCUUGGCACCGGCGAUGAGGGUGAGACAAUUGCGAGAUGCGAGCUUCGCAACGACGACCUUCACGGCGUCGCCGCGAUCAAGGCUUAA